AUGAAGCUCACCGCCGGGCUUCUCGCAGCCCUUGCUGGCUGUGCCGCAGCAGCUGCACCGCCGGCCGCCGAGGUGUUCCUCGUGCCGACGCGCGAGGCCUCCUCGUCCAAGACGCCCUCCAUGUCGCGCAGCCUCGCUCGCCUCGUCCUGCUGCAGCGUCUGGCCCCGACCGGGCAGGGCCCGUCCGUCCACGACAUCCCCACGAACACCGAUGUCGAUGCCGCCGUCUCCGCGAUGAACACGUUUGGCAAGCCGCCCCCCGCGCUGUUCGCGAACGGCGCCAGCGAGCCGCCGAGCCAGCUCGUCAUGAUGCUGGAGGGCAUGACGGAGGAGCAGAUCCAGAGCGUGGGACGCCAAUUCAAGACGAAGCCUGCGUUUACGAUUGCCGACCCGCCGUCGUCGAAUGCUCACGAUGAGCUCAUCAGGAUCGACUUCAGCCGCGCGGGCGUGUCCAACGAUAACAGGUGCAGCGUCCAGCAGGUCGUCAACCCCCUGGAGGAGUGCUGGGGCGGCAAGCAGGCUGCCGUCGCCAAGUUUGACGUCAAGAAGGAUCCCGAUGUCCUCAAGCAAGUCACCCAGAAGCUUGCCCAGCUAUCCAAGCUUGCCAAGGCUGGCGAGCUCGAGACGGCCAUCAUUCUCCUACCAUCUACCGCGACGUCCAAGUCGUGGUCCGACCAGUCGCAGGAGCUACGCCGCCGGCAGGCCGAGCAGGUUAUGACGUCGCUCGACAAGUCGGUACAGUCACCUGCGCCGUCGACGCCGACAGGCCAGAGCACGAUAUUCACGGCCAAGGGCCCGAUCGCAGCCUGCUUCAACUCCAAGGACAGCUGCAUCCAGGCCACGGGCAACUGCUCCCAGCACGGCUCGUGCCUCAACAAGUACGCCAACGAGGACGGCACGGACGGCAAGGAGAUUUGCUACGCGUGCCACUGCCUGAGCACGCGCACCAACAAUGGCAGCCUGACGCACUGGGCGGGCCCGACGUGCGCCAAGUCGGACAUUAGCGCGCCGUUCUGGCUGUUUGCGGGGUUCACGCUGGCCAUUGUCGGGAUCCUGUGGAUGGCCAUUUCGAUGCUGUUCAACGUGGGCGAGGAGAAGUUGCCCGGCGUGAUUGGGGCGGGCGUGUCGAGGUCCAAGUAG
This is a messenger RNA of Purpureocillium lilacinum, 1140 nucleotides long. RefSeq lists its product as uncharacterized. The record is from RefSeq and is a predicted model, not a curated record. Lineage: Eukaryota; Fungi; Ascomycota; Sordariomycetes; Hypocreales; Ophiocordycipitaceae. Gene Ontology annotation, cellular component: endoplasmic reticulum.